Molecule: messenger RNA, 3021 nt
Organism: Dracunculus medinensis (Guinea worm)
Lineage: Eukaryota; Metazoa; Nematoda; Chromadorea; Rhabditida; Dracunculidae
Source: the annotation of a GenBank genome assembly
AUGGCGAAUCCAGUGCCGAAUCCCGCAGAAUGUGGAAUACAAGUAUUUUGCCGUGUACGUCCUCUGAAUAAUAUGGAGGAGAAAUCCGGUUCAAAAUUUAUUCCAAAAUUCCCAUCGGAUUCUGAAGAAAUUAUAUCACUUGGUGUAUUACAUGUGCACUUUUUUUUAAGAUUUCAGGGCAAAGUUUAUGUGUUUGACAAAGUAUUUAAGCCGAGUACUUCUCAAGAAGAAGUCUAUAUGGGCGCUGCUUACCAUAUAGUUCAGGAUGUUUUAUCAGGAUAUAACGGCACUGUUUUUGCUUAUGGACAAACAUCUUCUGGAAAAACGCAUACGAUGGAGGGAAUUUUUGGAGAUACUGAAAAACAAGGAAUUAUUCCACGAAUUGUACAGGAUAUUUUUAAUCAUAUUUAUAAUAUGGAUGUUGAUUUGGAAUUUCAUAUCAAAGUUUCCUAUUUCGAGAUUUACAAUGAAAAAAUCAGAGAUUUAUUGGAUGGCUAUAUAUUCCAGAUUCAUAAAAAAAUAAAACAAUUUCUUAGUGAAGAAAUUAUGUUAUGCUUGUUAUUUCUAUUUCCAGUUACUAAAACGAAUCUGGCGAUUCAUGAGGAUAAAAAUAGGGUUCCUUACGUAAAAGGUGCGACAGAGAGGUUCGUAUCGAGUCCCGAAGAAGUAAUGGCAAGCAUUGAUGAAGGAAAGAGUAAUCGACAUGUUGCAGUAACGAACAUGAAUGAACAUAGUUCGCGCAGUCAUAGUGUAUUUCUUAUUCAAGUGAAACAAGAGAAUACCGUGACUCAAAAAAAACUCACCGGGAAAUUGUAUCUUGUAGAUCUCGCAGGUAGUGAAAAGGUUAGUAAAACUGGUGCAGAGGGACAGGUAUUAGAAGAGGCGAAAAAUAUCAAUAAGUCGCUAUCGGCGCUAGGAAACGUUAUCGCUGCUUUAGCGGAAGGAACGAAAGGUCAUGUCCCAUAUCGUGAUAGUAAACUUACUCGUAUAUUACAAGAAUCUCUUGGUGGUAAUUCUCGUACGACUAUCGUUAUUUGUUGUUCACCGGCAUCGUAUAAUGAGGCGGAAACAAAAAGUACACUUAUGUUUGGUCAACGGGCAAAGACGAUCAAGAAUGUAGUAGUGGUUAAUGAAGAACUGACGGCUGAAGAAUGGAAACGACGUUACGAACGGGAAAAGGAAAAAGUAGCUCGACUUAAACAACAGUUAAUGGCAGCUGAAAUUGAAUUGAAUCGAUGGAGAAAAGGAGAAAAAGUUCCAGAAUCAGAGUGGAUAAAUCCUACUGAAGGAGCGGCUCUCAGUCUUCCACAGUCAUCUGGAAUCGAUUCAUUAUCGCCCUCCAUUAGCGAAUCAACUAUCGGUUCUCUUGAUCGAUCAGUUACAGUGGCACAAGUUCCUUUAUUAACUUCGCCAAUAGGAGCUAUAACAGAUGCAGAUCGUAGAAAGUAUGAAGAGGAACGAGCCGUAUUAUAUCAGCAACUAGAUGAAAAGGAUGAUGAGAUCACUUUACAUUCCCAGAUGGCAGAACGUCUUAAACAACAAAUGAAUGAACAAGAAGAAUUGAUUAAACAAAUCAAGCUCGAUUAUGAGAAUGCUCAAGCCGAAGUAAAUAGGAUUCAAGCUGAAAAUGAAGCCGCAAAAGAGGAGUCCAAGGAGGUUUUAACUGCGCUUGAAGAAUUGGCAAUGAAUUAUGAUAUGAAGACUCAGGAAGCAGAACAAAAAAGUAGGGAAAAUGAUCAGCUUGGUGAUGAGCUGUCAAAAAAAAACACGAAAUUAUUCGAACUUACUGCUGAAUUGGAAGCACUUCGUGAAAGUUGUAACACACAAAAAAGACGAAUUACGGAAGCAGUACAAUGUAUGCUUAGAGACUUAGCUGAUGUUGGUGCAAAUUAUACCAAUGUUACAAAGCUUACGGUAGAAAAUGGAACUGAUAAGCCAUUCGAUGAAGAACUGUUUGCACAUGCUAGGAUUUGUAUUUCAAAACUUGGUGCUGAUUUCAAAUCAACUUUGCAAAAGGUUUCGAAUCUCGAAUCAGGAUCUGGCGAUUUUGCUCAGAAACUAGAAACAACCGAAAAAGAACUUGCCGAAUGCCGUUUGCAACUGCAUCAAAAUGAAGCUAAAAAUAAAACACUUCAAGAAAAUAUAGCUAGUCAAGAAAAAAUCAAAAGGCAAUUGGAAGAGCAAGUUGAUUUGCUCAAUGAAAAGCUAACUGCUAGUGGAAGUGGUAUUACUGAAGAGAUAAGCGAAGAGGUCAAAGAGAAACAUGCAAAGCAGGUCGCAGCUCUUCGUGAUGAAAUCUCGCAGAAGAGCAAGGAAAUAGAAGAGCUAAUGGCUUCGCUACAAGAAUUGCGAGUUGCGAAAAAUCAGUUGCAGUCGGAUUAUGAUAAGUUGAAAUCAGAUGAAUCUGAAAGAGAAAAGCGAAUUAAGGAGCUUUCUGGAUUCUCUGAAAAAAGGGAACAAGCAAAAAGCGAUUUAAAAGGUUUGGAAGAAACUGUUGCGAAAGAACUGCAGACACUUCACAAUUUAAGAAAAAUGUUUGUUCAAGAUAUAGGUCAAAGGAUAAAACGUACCCCUACUGGCACAGAGCCAAGCGAAGAUGAAUAUCUGUCGUCACCGGCACAAAAACAGAAAAUAAUUUUCCUUGAAAAUAAUUUAGACCAACUUACUAAAGUCCACAAACAGCUUGUUCGAGAUAAUGCGGAUUUGAGAUGUGAAUUGCCCAAAAUGGAAAAAAGACUUCGUACAAUAUCGGAUCGGGUCAAAAGUCUUGAAGCGGCUCUUAGGGAAGCAAAAGAAAAUGCGAUGAACGAUAGAAAAAAAUACCAGAACGAGGUAGAACGUAUAAAGGAAGCUGUGCGGCAGCGCAAUUUAGCACGAAGGGGUCUUGCAGCGCCUCAAAUAGCAAAACCGAUUCGUCCCGGUCAGAUAUAUUCACCAAUAGGCAGUGGUGGUAUGACUGCAGGUGUUUUGAUGAGAAGCACUCAACCUCAUACCAAUUUUUCUUCAGUGAACCCUUCAUAA